AUGAAAUAUUGGCGGACCGCUGUUGAGGAUAUUGUUCCAGAUUUUCUGCCAGAGAAAUACGUGAGUGAUAAACAAGUAUUUAAAAUGCUUGAAGAAGAUGAGAUGAUGGAAGAACUGGAACCAGAAUUGGACAGUUUGGAAAUAACUGACAUAACAGAUCAAAUAGUAAAUAAGUUGACCAAUGAUGAUAUGGAAGUGCCAAGGGAAAAGGACCGAAUUUCCCAUGAAAAACAAGCCGAGGACAAUGAAAAGUGCCUGACAUGAGUAGAAAAUAAGGAAAAACCAGGCAUUGUUGAAAAGGACGACAUUAUUUAUAUCAUGGUAGCCACUAAUGAUAACGUUCUACUUAAUCCGAAAUUAAGAACACGUGAUCUAUUGACUGAUCGAAAUUGAGAUGACGACUUACAAGAGGAAAUAGAAAUUAUCACCGAGCAAGCAAAAUUCUUAACUCCUUUUGAUCAGAAUGGCUUCGGGGAUUAUCAAAUGCAAAUCAUAUGUUG
Molecule: messenger RNA, 500 nt
Organism: Glossina fuscipes
Lineage: Eukaryota; Metazoa; Arthropoda; Insecta; Diptera; Glossinidae
Exons: 2
Coding region: 1-264 (87 amino acids)
Source: RefSeq, a predicted model, not a curated record